CCUCCAGUGGAUCUUCCCAACCUAGGAAUCGAACUGGGGUCUCCUGUAUUGCAGGUGGAUUCUUUACCAACUGAGCUAUCAGGAAAGCCCAAGAUGUUAUGGGGGGAAACUCCAAAUGAACUUUGGGGCCAACCCAAUAAUUCCACCUCAGCCACUUACUGCUUGGCAAACCUUGGGCAAGUCCCUGAAAGUCCCUGAGCUUCAGUUUCCUCCUGUCCAAAGUGAGGGUUAUACUUGCAAGAGUAAUCUUGGUCUCCUAAUGGCGUCAUCACAACGCUUAGCACAGGGCCUGACUCAGUUCACAUUCAGUAAGUGGUGGUGACUGCUGUCGUCAUCAGUAAACCCCGAGAGGAGGGGCAGGUGUGAGAGGGAAUUAGGAAGCAGAGGUGGCAGGUCUUGGCCAUCAUUUGGCGUGGCCUUCUGGGACUGAACUGCUCAUUCUCAUCUAGCACCGGCCGUGGUGGUAGAGUGAGGGAGGUAGGGGCAACCAGCUGACUGCCUUCAGUCUGGGACCCAGCCCUCACCUCACGUCUGGGCUACCCUUCCUGGAACCGCACUACUAGUGUGUGUGUGAGUGUAUCCAUGCGUGUCUUUAGGGAAUGAAGCUCCAGAGAAAACCAAUCCUGUUUCUCAGUCCCGUGGCUCUGGGAGCACAGCUAGCUGUUAACUUCCUUCUGGAGACACCAGUUAUCCUUUGGGCAAGGUGUCAGGAUUCAGUCACGAGCUAUUCAUGAGCCCUGAGAACCACUGUUGGUCUCCAGGACUCAGUCCCCACACUUAUAAAAUUGCGUAGGUGGUGCCAGUCUUUCCAGCUCUGAGUUCUGACAUGCUUCAGCAGUCAAAGCAAUUGAUGCCUUGUCCUGGAUGGAGGGAGACCCUUGCUGGCGAGCUGGGACCCCUCAUACCUCAACCCACUUUGGAUAACACUCUAUAGCCCACUCCCAGUAGCCCUUCCCCAUUGGGUCCAAACCACACCUUGGUCGGGGAGUGUUCUGUGGGCAGCGUAACCCCCAGUGGACUCCUAACACCUCUCCUUUGUUUCUUUCACCUCCAGUCUCCCACCAGCGGAGCGGAAGUAAACUUUCCUGGCUAAGUUAGAUGAAUGGUCCCCUUUAGCCUGGAGGGCUGCCCCCCUCCUGCCUCCCUACAAACUCCCCCUGUCAAGGGAGGUGCUUCGGUGUGCGGGGGAGGCUGGGGGGCAAGAGCAUUUGGGCAGGGGCUGGGGGUGCCCUGCCCCCCCGAGGAGGAAUGGUGCCCCCAGGGAAGAAACCAGCUGGAGAGGCUUCCAACUCCAACAAGAAGUGCAAGCGUUACUUCAACGAGCACUGGAAAGAGGAGUUCACCUGGCUGGACUUUGACUACGAGCGGAAGCUGAUGUUCUGCCUUGAGUGCCGCCAGGCCCUGGUGCGGAACAAGCAUGGCAAAGCGGAGAAUGCCUUCACCGUGGGCACCGACAACUUCCAGCGCCACGCCCUGCUGCGCCACGUGACCUCGGGGGCCCACCGCCAGGCUCUGGCUGCCAACCGGGGCCAGCCCUCUUUUGAGGGCCAGGCUGAGGGCAGAGGGGCCUGCCCAGGCCUGGCCACCGCCCUCAGCUCCAGGGGCGUCAAGGUGGAAGCAGACCCGGCUAAAGUGGCUGUGCUGACCACAGUGUACUGCAUGGCCAAGGAGGAAGUGCCUGACGACCGCUGCUCUGCCCUGCUCGAGCUGCAGAGAUUCAACCUGUGCCAGGCGCUGCUGGGCACGGAGCACGGCGAUUACUACAGCCCCAGGAGGGUGAGGGACAUGCAGGUGGCCAUCGCCAGUGUCUUGCACGCAGAGGCCCGUCAGCGCCUGAAGGCAUCCCCGUAUGUGGGCCUGGUGUUGGACGAGACCAGGGACUGGCCUGAGUCCCACCGUCUGGCCUUGUUUGUCACUUCAGUGUCCCCCUGCGAUGGCCAGCCUGCCACCACCUUUCUGGGCAGUGUGGAGCUACAGGAAGGCGAGGCCACCACUGGCCAUGUCCUGGACAUCCUGCAGGCUUUCGGCGUGUCUGCAUCCAAGCUGGCCUGGCUCAGCUCAAGCCUCCCCAGUGACCGCCUGGGGAGCAUGCGCCCGCAGCUCCAGGCCGCCUGCCCACUGCUCACGGAGCUACACUGCCUUCCUGGCCGGACAGACCCCAAGCCCCCUGCCUACCUAGGUGAAUAUGAGAGUGUACUGGAUGCCCUAUUCCGCCUGCAUGGCGGCCCCAGUUCUCACGUGGUCCCUGAACUCAGGGCGGCACUGGACCUUGCAGCUAUUGACUUGGCAGGACCACGGCCAGUGCCCUGGGCCUCCCUGCUGCCUGUGGUGGAAACUGUGGCUGAGGCUUGGCCUUGCCUGGUGCUCACACUGGAGGCCUCUGCCCCAGCCUCGCCUACCACAAGGGCGCUGGCCCUCGCCCUGCGCCAGUUCACCUUCGUGGCCUUCACCCACCUCCUGCUGGAUGUUCUGCCCUCCGUGCAGAAGCUGGCCCUUGUCCUGCAGCCAGAAGAGCCGGAUUUGGCCUUGCUGCAGCCUCUGGUGAUGGCAGCUACAGCCUCCCUCCACGCACAGUGCAGUUCAGGUGGGGCGCGCCUCCAGGGCUUCCUGCAGGAACUGGCAUCCACUAGCCCCGAUUUGGGCUGUGGCCGCUGCACCUACCGCGGCGUGGAGCUGGUGGGCUACUCUGAAGCUGCGGUCCAGGGCUUGGAGCGGCUGCGGGGGGCCUUCCUGGACUCCAUGCGGAGGGGGCUGCGGGACUCUUACCCCGGGCCCUCGCUGGACGCCGUGGCCGCCUUCGCGGCCAUCUUCGACCCCCGCCGCUACCCGCAGGCCCCAGAGGAGCUGGGCGCUCACGGCGAGGGGGCACUCCGCGUCCUGCUGCGCGCCUUCGCCCCCGCUGUGGUGCGCCAGAGGGCGCUGGGCGACUUCGCGCUCUUCAAGCGCGUGGUGUGCAGCCUGGGGCGGCUGGGCCCGCGGGCCCUGUGCACCAAGCUGGCGUGCGCGCGCUCAGAACUGCACGAGCUCUUCCCCGACUUCGCCGCCCUGGCUGCACUGGCCUUGGCGCUGCCUGCGGGCGCCGGCCUCCUGGACAAGGUCGGCCGCAGCCGGGAGCUGCGGUGGUGGGGGCCAGGCGAGGCGGGGGAAGGACGGGGCGGCCCCGCGGUGAAGAUCGUGGUGGAUGGGCCGCCGCUGCACGAGUUUGACUUUGGGCUGGCGGUGGAGUUCCUAGAGAGCGGGUGGGGCGAGGGCCUCCUGGGCUCGCAGCUCACCUGAGAGCGGCCUCCUCUCCCCUGUCCAGCCGGUCUGGGGCCCUGGACUCGCUAAGGGCCAAGCCAGUCUUGACCUAGCAAGCUUACCUCCUAACUGUGGCCUCCCACCCACCUUCCCCGGGCUUCCUCGGCUCCAUGCUGAGUACUAACCCGGCUCAGUGGGAUGUGGAGGAGGGGCUGGGUCGGGGGUGCAAGUGGGGGCUUAGGCCCGUGGGCAGAGGUGCUAGGGUCUCGGGCACCCUAAAUAUCACUCCUGACCUUUCCGGUUCUGUGGGGAGUAGUUAACCCUGUUCCCUCGGAACUCCACUCACGUUUUCUCUCUAGAAAAGCUGAGGGGUCUUGGUUGGAAGGAGGAAGACAGAGCCUCCUCAGUUGAGGGGUUGAAGGCCAGGAGACUGGGUCCUUGACUGUUAGCCCUGCUCCUAGCAACAUGUCUUCUCUUCAGAUAUGACUGUCUUUGUUAUUAACGCACAUCAGAAUACCCUUUCUGUGAAAAAGCUCAAGGGAAGUAAGAGGUGCCCUCUCCACCAACAGGCUGCCUGAGACUUUUCUGUACUUGGCUGUAUGUAGACAUCCACUACAGUAUUCUUGCCUGGAGAAUCCCAUGGACAGAGGAGCCUGGGAGUCAACAGUCCAUAGGGUGGCAAAGAGUCGGACUAGACUGAAGCAACUUAGCGCACACACAUAGACAUACAUAUUUAUCAAUGUGAAAUAAAUCUAUCCUAGCCUCCCUCGUGUUAACACACAAAAUUGAAAAGGACUUCUUUUGGUUUUGCAACAAGAGGGUUCAAAAAAGUCCCAAAUGGGCUGAAUUUAUUUCUAAUUUUUUUCUUCCUCAAAGUCUGGUUGUUCUCCAAGUUCCUAACCUUCCCCUGCCCUUGCCUCAGAUCUCUCUCUCUCUCUCUCUUUUUUUUUUUUUUUGGCAGUGCUGAGAUUUUAGUUCCCUGACCAGGGAUUGAACCCAGGCCCCUGCCUCAGACCUUUAAGACCAAAGAGUGUAUAAACCACAGUGCUGGACUGGUUGACCCCAAGGACCAGCCUCAGGCCUGACCCAGGGGUGUUGGAGGGCUUUUGUUUCCAGUGGAGAGCAGUUGGGGCCUCACCGGAGUUGGGGAACACAUCCCUUCAGAUUCUGGGGGGUUUCCUAUCCCCUCUGUCAGCCCUUGCUGUGAAUGUUGUGGGGGAUCUGGAGGGGAGUAGUUAGUGAGAGGGGAGGGGGCUGGCCUUUCCAAGUCUCCUAGGUUUGGGUUUAAUUUGCAAUAAAGUGGAAACCCAGUGCAUCGUGCAGUCUCCAUGGUGGUGUGUGUGGCAGGGGCCCGCCCCGACUCCCCUCUGGGGUUCACUGGGGCCGUAAUGCUGCCCCUGCGGCGGGGGGUGGUGGUCAUCCUUCUGGGCUGGGAGCUUGGAACUGUGGACCCUCUGCUUCCACUUCCCCAGUGGUGCAGGGGAGAGGCGCAGAAAUGGGCUGUAAUCACUCUGGGCUUAGCCAGUGCUGCUUUGUGGAGAUGGGAGUUUCUGCCCUGGCUCCACAGCCAAGAAGCCCAUCAACCUCUUGUUCUGGCUGUGGAGGGAGGAGCAAGCCCUGUGACUCCCUGUUUCAGACCCUGCC
Bubalus bubalis (water buffalo) is the source of this 4881-nucleotide messenger RNA. RefSeq names its product chromosome 3 C17orf113 homolog (gene C3H17orf113). The record is from RefSeq and is a predicted model, not a curated record. NCBI's taxonomy places the organism in Eukaryota, Metazoa, Chordata, Mammalia, Artiodactyla, Bovidae. The coding region runs from base 1249 to 3276 and encodes 675 amino acids. The transcript has 2 exons.